Messenger RNA from Lolium perenne, 444 nucleotides. The record is from RefSeq and is a predicted model, not a curated record. Lineage: Eukaryota; Viridiplantae; Streptophyta; Magnoliopsida; Poales; Poaceae.
UCAGGAAGGUACCAACAUGUAUGCGUAACUUGCAUUCGUGGUACCUUAAGGCCUCAAAGGAAGGGAUCGAGACUAUCAUGGUGCGAGUUAGGGAAGAGCACUACUUCCAGGAGUACUGUGUGAACGUUGACUUCGCCGAACUCUUUCAGUUAUACAAUCUCCGGGCCCUCGACAAAUCAAUCAUCAGUUGCUAUUGUCUAUCGAAGAUGCUCGAAUGCAAAAGGGACGAUAUCACAGACAUUGGGUUCAUUGACCCGCACACAAUGCAUGUUAAAACCAUAGAGAAUCCCCUCUAUAACAAGGAUACACCGCAGACUUUGCUAAGGUUUUUGAAGCGACAACGUGACAAAAAGCUAAUACUUUGGCCUUACAACUUCGAGUGAGUCUUACUGUCUUAUAACACAUUAUAUUUUGCUCACCGUAUGUCAAAAUUUUAACUAAUGA